AUGGGUCAGAUAUCACAACAGUUAGCUUCAAAUUCUCAAGCUCUAGGCACCUUACCCAGCGGUACGGUAACUAAUCUGUGGGAACAUAACAAUGUUAACGUUGUCGUAACCAGAAGUGGGAAGUCAACAGAAGAAAACAGUAUGGAGGAAGAUGGAUUGUUAGAAGUGGAUUUAGAAAUCAAGGAAACCAAGGACCAAGAUGAAGAAGUAGUACUACUAUUUGUCAAGGAGAAAGAAAAAGUUCCUAAACCAGUCAUCAAACACCCUUACCCUCCGAGGCAGAAGAAGAAAGAUCAACAUGAAAAAAAAAUUGAGAGUGCAAUUCUUCAAGGUAUGAAAAUCCCAAUGAAAAAGAAAGAUAGGGGAUUAGUUAUUAUUCCUUGCACCAUUGGUGAUAGAAAAUUCAAGAAGACUUUGAUUUAUUUAAGAUCAAGUGUGAGUUUUAUACCACUAUCCAUCUAUAAGAAAUUAGGCAUUGGCAUAGUUCAAGAUACUCGGAUGACACUUCAGUUUGCUAAUCGCUCUAUUAGGCGACCAUAUGGGAAAGUGGAAGACGUUCUGGUAAAGAUUGACAAGUUUAUUUUCCCAGUUGACUUCUUCAUUCUGGAAAUGCCCGAAGAUGAGGAGAUUCCUCUCAUAUUGGGCAGACCAUUUUUAGAGACAGGACGAUGCAUGAUAGACAUAGAGGAAGAAACGAUGACCCUCAAAGUCUAUGAUAAAGAGCUAAAGAUUGAUGUGCAGAACAUGAUGCAAUACAAAGAUGAUAUUGGCACAAGCUAUACUGUAGAGAUAAUAGAUCAGGUCCAAAAUACCCCCGAGGAGAAUUUUGAUAGGAAAGCAACAACUAGCCAAAAUGUCAAGGUCACGGAAGCGACCCAGCCGGAACCCGAAUCCGCAUAA
Molecule: messenger RNA, 900 nt
Organism: Lathyrus oleraceus (garden pea)
Lineage: Eukaryota; Viridiplantae; Streptophyta; Magnoliopsida; Fabales; Fabaceae
Exons: 3
Coding region: 1-900 (299 amino acids)
Source: RefSeq, a predicted model, not a curated record